GCCUUCUAGCCGUCCCCUCCCACUAAUGCAGCAUCACCCUGUGAAUUACAUUAGGGUGGUUUUCCCCCCAGCCUCGGGCUUUGUUUGGGUUUGAUUGUGUUUGGCUCUUCGCUAAGCUGAUUUAUGCAGCAGAGCCCCAUCCGCUGGAGAGAAACAAAAGCUCUUUUCUUUGUCCUGAGCGGACUGUGGAGCUCUUACUCGCUUCGCUGCCUCGGGCCAUCGGCUUGUCCGAGGAGGUGCAUUUGGUUGAGAACGCCGAGCCGGCUGUGCGGAGCUGGGAGGGCCGCAGGGGCCCUGAGAUGCACAGAGCUGUUCAGGCCCGCGUACCUGUAUCGUCUACUCGGAGCCCCUGGGUGGGUCAGACCGGCCUGUGGAAAAGGUCCUAGAGAUUCUCAGCCCGCGGGCCCCAAGGUGCGCCCCCAAGUCGCGAGCGCACGUCAGGAAAGCGGCCAGGCAGCGGGCGCGGGGCGGGCUGCUUUGCAUUAUGUGCGGCUUGGCCCUGGCUUUUCUGACUGCUGCACUGCUCUGUCUGCACAGCUGCCAGCGAGGUCCUGCCUUGGUUCUCCGGGCGGCCUGGCUGUUUUCACUUGUUUUCGGACUGGGCCAAAGUGAACACAAUAGAUGUGGCUCUUCAGAUGUGAUCUCCUGUACCAAGUGCCUCCAGCUGGGUCCAGAGUGCGGAUGGUGUGUUCACGAGGAUUUUGUUUCAGGUGGAUCAAGAAGUGAACGUUGUGAUACCAUUUCCAAUCUGAUAAACAAAGGCUGUCCAGCUGACUCGGUAGAAUACCUGUCAGUGCGCAUAGUCACACCAAAUGAGAAUGAAAUCAAUACCCAAGUGACACCAGGAGAAGUCUCGAUCCAGCUGCAUCCAGGAGCUGAAGCUAAUUUUAUGUUAAAAAUCCGUCCUCUGAAGAAAUAUCCUGUGGAUCUUUACUACCUGGUUGAUGUGUCGGCAUCAAUGCACAAUAAUAUAGAAAAAUUGAAUUACAUUGGAAAUGAUUUAUCUAAAAAAAUGGCAUUUUUCUCCCGUGACUUCCGUCUUGGUUUUGGCUCAUACGUGGAUAAAACUGUUUCACCUUACAUUAGCAUCCACCCAGAAAGGAUCCACAAUCAGUGCAGUGACUACAAUUUAGACUGUAUGCCUCCCCACGGAUACAUCCAUGUGCUGUCUCUGACAGAAAACAUCACUGAAUUUGAAAAAGCAGUCCACAGACAAAAGAUCUCUGGAAACAUAGACACUCCUGAAGGAGGCUUUGAUGCCAUGCUCCAGGCUGCUGUCUGUGAGAGUCAUAUUGGAUGGCGAAAAGAAGCUAAAAGAUUGCUGCUGGUGAUGACAGACCAGACAUCACAUCUUGCUCUUGAUAGCAAAUUGGCAGGCAUAGUGGUGCCAAAUGACGGAAACUGCCAUCUGAAAAACAAUGUCUACGUCAAAUCUACAACCAUGGAACAUCCAUCACUGGGCCAACUUUCUGAAAAAUUAAUAGACAACAACAUAAAUGUCAUUUUUGCAGUUCAAGGAAAGCAGUUUCAUUGGUACAAGGACCUUCUACCCCUAUUGCCUGGUGCCAUUGCUGGUGAGAUAGAAUCCAAAGCUACAAAUCUCAACAAUUUAGUAGUAGAAGCCUACAAGAAACUCAUUUCAGAAGUAAAAGUGCAGGUGGAAAACCAGGUACAUGGUGUCUAUUUUAACAUCACUGCAAUCUGUCCAGAUGGGGCCAGAAAGCCAGGUGCAAUUGGAUGUGGAAAUGUGACAAGCAAUGAUGAAGUUCUUUUCAAUGUAACAGCUGUGAUGAAAACAUGUGAUGUCACAGGAGGAAAAAACUAUGCAAUAAUCAAACCUAUUGGUUUCAAUGAAACCAUGAAAGUCCACAUACAUAGAAGCUGCAAGUGUCAGUGUGGGGACCGCAGAGGGCGCAAAGGGCGGUGUGCGGAAUCAGCCCUGGAUCCCAAGUGUCCCCAGUGUGAUGACAGCAAAUGUCAUUUUGAUGAAGGCCAGUUUCCGUCUGAAACUUGCAAGUUGCAGGAGGAUCAGCCUGUCUGUAGUGGCCGAGGAGUUUGUAUCUGUGGGAAAUGUUCAUGCCACAAAACCAAGCUUGGGAGAGUGUAUGGCAGAUACUGCGAGAAGGAUGACUUUUCUUGUCCGUAUCACCAUGGAAAUGUGUGUGCUGGCCAUGGAGAGUGUGAAGGUGGCAGAUGCCAAUGCUUUAAUGGCUGGGAAGGCGAUCGGUGCCAGUGUUCAUCGGCCUUAGCACAGCACUGUGUCAAUUCCAAGGGCCAAGUUUGCAGUGGGAGAGGCACCUGUGUGUGUGGCAGGUGUGAGUGCACGGACCCCAGGAGCAUGGGCCGCCUCUGUGAGCACUGCCCAACCUGCCAUCUACCCUGCCAUGGAAACUGGAACUGUAUGCAGUGCCUUCACCCUCACAAUCUGUCUCAGGCUGUACUCCAUCAGUGUAAAACUUCCUGUGCUGUCAUGCAGCAGCAUCGUGUGGACCAAGCAUCAGAAUGUUUAUCUGGCCCAAGCUAUCUGCGAAUAUUUUUCAUCAUAUUCAUAGUCACAUUCUUGAUUGGGUUGCUUAAAGUCCUUAUCAUUAGACAGGUGAUACUACAAUGGAAUAGUAAUAAGAUAAAAUCUUCAUCAGAUUACAGAAUGUCUGCUUCUAAAAAGGAUAAACUGAUUCUGCAAAGUGUUUGCACAAGAACUGUAACCUACAGAAGGGAAAAGCCUGAGGAAAUAAAAAUGGAUAUCAGCAAACUAAAUGCUCAUGAGACAUUCAGGUGCAACUUCUAAAGAAAGAUUUUUAAAAAAUAACAAUAACAAAACAACACUGUUGGAAACUGGAUUCUUUUUUUUUUUACACAAUUGCUCCAAAAAAAAAAAAAGUAUAAUAUAUAAGGUCACAGGAAGAGACAAGUUGUUUAAGAUUGUGCCAUGAAGACUGGCAAGUGUCUUCAUAACCGUGUGACUCACACAGCUGCUGAACUUUUCAGAGAACUAUGUGUCUUACUACUGUUGGAUACUAGUGUUGUAGCACUUUACUGUAAUAUAUAACUUAUUUAGAUCAGCGUAGAAUGUAGAUCAUCUGGAAAGCACUGAUUACACUUUACAGGUACCUGUCAUCC
This is a messenger RNA of Phodopus roborovskii (desert hamster), 3120 nucleotides long. RefSeq names its product integrin subunit beta 8 (gene Itgb8). The record is from RefSeq and is a predicted model, not a curated record. Gene Ontology annotation, cellular component: integrin complex; focal adhesion; cell surface. Lineage: Eukaryota; Metazoa; Chordata; Mammalia; Rodentia; Cricetidae. The transcript has 14 exons. The coding region runs from base 485 to 2788 and encodes 767 amino acids. Gene Ontology annotation, biological process: cell migration; integrin-mediated signaling pathway; cell adhesion mediated by integrin. Gene Ontology annotation, molecular function: integrin binding.